AUGAUUUUCAUGAUCGUCAACGCGGUGCUCUCCGCGAUCCUUUUUAUGAUAGUAGUGGGGCCGCCGCUGUUCAUCUACAAUCCUGACUAUCACGGCGGAGAGCCGAAUUGGCCGCCGAGUGCUGGCGAGGUCAUUCCUGAUGAGAGCGUGAGUCAAGACGUGAAGCAGAAGUUGUAUCUGCUGCUCACCAUCCCAGCAUGCGCCACGAUUAACGCCCUCUUCCUGUACUUUUCCUACUACCGCCCAAUACGCUUUAUCCACUACCGAGUCGAACUGAACUUGCUGACGCUACGCUUGACCUUAGAGGCGAGGCGGCAGCAGCUGCAGAAGAGCGGUGUGCUUGUCGUGAGCAGACGCAGUACCGGUGGCGGCACCGGUGUGCCUUCCUCGAGCUGUGUCAUGAAGAGUGGCAGUGUCGUCGCCUCGCACCGAUCAAGAAGGUCGGAGCGCAGCGUUCACUUCGAUCAAGACAGCAGCUCAGCCCAGAGACUCGAGAGCACUGUGAACUGGGUGUGGCGUCGGCACGCGCGACCCAAGAGCGUGCGCAAGGAUGUCUGGGUGAACUCGGCGGUCUUUGCGGAGAUCGGAGACCUGCGCGACGAGGUUGAGCAACACUUUCUAACAGAGGGUAGCGUGGCAGAGGCCAACUUUACGAAGGCGGUUGGAGUGCUUGUGUCAUCAACCUCCGCAGUGCGGCUGAGGCAGGUAGACAGAGCCGCCGCGGAGGAAAAGCCACAGAAGGGCUUUUACCUCUCCAGCCGCUCACCACUUUCUGCGCUCGGUUCUAUCCACUCGGGUCUUGGGGACACGGCACGACACGGCAGACUAAGGAAUAACAAGGCUGCGCUGCUGCACCGCAGCACCUCUGUACUACGCGUGCCAAUGGAAAACCUCGACCGCGACCACCGGCGGGGGUUGAGCGUGCCGGCGAGCUGCAGCGGUGGUGGUUCGGCGAACCGCCUGGGUUCAAAUUUUCACUUUUCGCGAAGAGGCGAGAACACCGCCCUGGGCCGUGGUAACGCAGACGCAGGCUUGUGGCAAAGCACACGAGGCACCAUUCUAGAGCAGACGCACGAGCCAGUCGGCAGGAACAUGUCUCCCUGCCUAUCCGACGAACUUCGAGAAGUUGAUGCGCAGUGGUAG
This is a messenger RNA of Leishmania braziliensis MHOM/BR/75/M2904, 1143 nucleotides long. RefSeq lists its product as hypothetical. The coding region runs from base 1 to 1143 and encodes 380 amino acids. The record is from RefSeq and is a predicted model, not a curated record. The transcript has a single exon. Lineage: Eukaryota; Euglenozoa; Kinetoplastea; Trypanosomatida; Trypanosomatidae.